UGCUUGUGGGAAGCAAGAUGGAGGCCCCUAGGUUGACCGAGGGGUGGUGGAGGGGUCCCUCCCCUAAGCCCCAUAGUUGGAGUCUCUCUCUUCGUAGCUAAAAAUGUUUGAUGUGGCCCCACCUCAACUUGCCCUAAACCCCAGUAUUUGUCCAAUAACCUUCCUCUCUCUGGGCCUCAGUUUUCCUUCUGGGCGGUAAAGGGUUGCUGGUUCUUUCAGGGCUGCCGCUUUGGUGAAGGGUGAGGGGGUUGUUGUGAGGUGGGAGACAAGAGGAGCCGUUAAACUCUGGCUUUGGGGUCAGACAGGCUCCACCUUGAAGUGGCCGUGAGACCUCCAUGCUUCAGUUUCCGUGUUUGCAAAAUGGGUCUACUUACCAGGAUGAAAUAAGAUAAUGUCCUUAAAGUAUUUAACACAGCUCCAGGCACUUAGGAAGCCCUCAGAGGUGUUUGUUGCUGCUGUUCUUCCUCUCUGGCCAGGUCUGGGGUGCCAGGAGGAGGGGGGAGGGUGCUGUAGCCUCCAGGAGCUCUGCUGCUUUUCUGCCCCCAUCCCCGCCCCCUCCCCCCACCCGCUGCGCCACAUCUCAGUUUCCUUCUGUUCUGAGCCCCCAUUUCUCCAUUUCCCAUGCCUCUACUUCCUGGAGGUCAUCUGUCAGGCCAGCACGCUGAUCCCCUUGACUUCUGGGGGGCAGUGGGGUAAGUGUUAAGUCCUGGGGCUGCUUCCUUUACAGGUCACCCCGUCCCACCCCCCCUCACCCACCCCCACCCCCCAAGAGAUGAGUGAUGCCCAAGAUCCUGCCACAAUCCCUGCGGUUGGCACCCAGGUGAAGCUGAGGGGCUGGAGCCGUCAAGGGGAGGGGGGUGAGUCUUUCCAUUUCCGCCGGCAUGAGGAGCUCCAGGCCUUCCUCAGCCUUCUGGAGCACAGUUUCCUCCAGGAUUUCCUCUCCAAAGAUCCCUGUUUCCAGAUUUCAGAUAAGUAUCUCCUGGCCAUGGUGCUGGUCUACUUCCGGCGCGCCAACCUGCAGCUCAGCGAGUACACCCACAGCAAUCUGUUCCUGGCACUGUACCUUGCAAAUGACAUGGAGGAAGACCUGGAGGACCCCAAAAGCGUGAUUUUUCUGUGGGCCCUGGGCCAAGAUUGGCAUCAUCGAGUGUCAGACUUCCUGUGUCAGAGGGACAAGCUGUGGGCACGGAUGGGCUUCAGGGCCGUGGUGAGACGCCAGAGCUGCGAGGAGGUCAUGGCCAAGGAGCCGACCCACUGGGCCUGGACUCGGGAGAGGCAUCCCCACCACGGCAGGGCUCAGAGGAGCUACCCAAAGGCCCAGAUCCCCCUCCCCCGGGGCCCCGGCCUCUCGCCACCCCACUGUCCCCUGUGUGGCUUGCCCCCUUGCCACAGCCACCGCUGCCACCAGCCCUGCCCCUUGCCUGUCAUAUCCAAGUGCCCUUCCCAAAACCCUGAGCGGCACCGCCCUCCCUCCCAAGCUUGUCUCUCAGUGGCUGGAGACUCCUGGAGUGGGGCCUUCCUCAUUGUCCUGCCCACCGAGCUGCAACUGGAGCCAGGCACCUACACCCUCCACAUCUUCUCAAAGCUGCUGCCGUGCCCUCGGCGCUGACACUCGCAGGGUGAAGAACAGCCCGUCUGCUCCCUGCUGACCCAGUGCUCUACUGGCUGGGGCCCCUCCGGCCUCCUGUCUACUUGGCCUCAGGCUAGCAGGGCUGCCCAUGCCCCCUGCCCCUUCCUCCCAACCUGCAACUUGUACGCACUCUGACCUGACUCCUCAAAUAAAUUCAUGUCCACAGGACACCAACUGUGCUUAGGCCCUAGUCUGGGUCCCUGACCCAGGGUGGGGGCAGGGAGGGAGCUACCGGGAGAGGGGCAUCUGCCACGUUUAGGUACCAGUGGUUGGAGACCCAUGAGCACAGGUCCUGUAAUAGCUCCUCUCCUCCCAUUCGUGACCAGUCAUCCUGAGCCUGUUUCCCCUUUUUAACAUCCAUGUGGAUGGUGAGAUCCACACAGUGCAGAUGGGACUAAAUGAGAUGAGGUAUCUGCAGUCCUUAGAAGAGGGUCUGGAACCUCCUGGACAAAAAAAUGCUCAGAAGGAAAACGGCUCCAUUGUCAGUCUAGAAAUGCCUGCAGGGUCAGGUCUAUUUAGGAAUGAGCCUUGGUCCUUGCUCUGGGCGGCAAUUGAAUAUAAUGUAAUUAUUAUAAUACAAGACCCCCUCUCCCUUCCCCAAAGUAAGUUUGUUAAUUGGGGAGCAGGGAAGACUCACCCGAGGAGCUGGCAUUUCAACGGGGCCUUGAACAAUGUCAGGUUUGCCCGUGCUCGGGUGGUGGUGUUGGGGUGCUGGUGGUGAGGAACAGUGUUCUUGGAAAGACAGUCCAGAGUAGUGAUUAAGACUUGGUCUCUGGUGCCAGACAGCUUAAGUUCAAAGUCCAGGUUUAUGUGUGACUUUAGCCUGUUAUUUAAUCUCCUCUACUGCCUCAUCUGUAAAAUGGGUAUUACACUAAAAAGGGUGUCGGUUGAGAUUUGAAUGAGUUAAUCCUAGAAGGGUUUAGAACUAGGUUUCAAGAGUAGAGCUCAAAUGUGGGUGUUACUAGUAGAGGGAACUGCUGCCCAGAGAAAGGCUAGAGGGGAACGUACGUUUGGGGAGCGGCCGGAACACAAGACAGAGAAGUCUAAAGGGUCAGGUGGCAGAGGAAUCUGGACGUGAUUCCCCUGCCUCUCUAUGAGUGGCUCCCAAGAAGUAAGGAGGUAAAGCCUGGAGACUGCGACUGUUAGAAGCCAUGACGAGGACUGUAAAGUAUUUGUAAGAGUUUUUCAAAUAGGUAAUAUAUUCACAUGUAUGUUUUGAAUUUUGCACCAAGUGUCACCUUCUGCCCCUGACUCCCAGCCAUCUGGUUCCCCUUCCGGGAAGCAAUGAAAGUAAUAAUUCAUGUCCUGCCAGAGAAAGAAUCUGAAUGUAUAUAACCAAAUGUGGUAUAAUAAAAAUAUACAUAUUUGGUCUUUGUCCU
Molecule: messenger RNA, 3009 nt
Organism: Aethalodelphis obliquidens (Pacific white-sided dolphin)
Lineage: Eukaryota; Metazoa; Chordata; Mammalia; Artiodactyla; Delphinidae
Gene: SPDYC
Product: speedy/RINGO cell cycle regulator family member C
Exons: 6
Coding region: 773-1609 (278 amino acids)
Biological process (GO): positive regulation of cyclin-dependent protein serine/threonine kinase activity
Molecular function (GO): protein kinase binding
Source: RefSeq, a predicted model, not a curated record